Molecule: messenger RNA, 1047 nt
Organism: Microthlaspi erraticum
Lineage: Eukaryota; Viridiplantae; Streptophyta; Magnoliopsida; Brassicales; Brassicaceae
Source: the annotation of a GenBank genome assembly
AUGGAGAAGGCAGAGAACGAGAAGAAGGCAUCGGCCGUAUCCGACGUCGGAGCAUGGGCAAUGAACGUUACGAGCUCCGUCGGGAUCAUCAUGGCCAAUAAACAGCUCAUGUCAUCGUCUGGUUUCGGCUUCAGCUUCGCGACGACUCUGACGGGAUUCCACUUCGCUCUCACCGCACUCGUCGGUCUGGUGUCGAACGCGACGGGAUUAUCAGCAUCGAAGCACGUUCCUCUCUGGGAGCUUCUCUGGUUCUCACUCGUCGCUAACAUCUCGAUCGCAGCUAUGAAUUUCAGCCUCAUGUUGAACUCUGUUGGCUUCUACCAGAUUUCGAAACUGAGCAUGAUUCCGGUAGUGUGCGUGAUGGAAUGGGUUCUCCAUAGCAAGCAUUACUCGAGAGAAGUGAAGGCCUCUGUCAUGGUUGUGGUUGUAGGAGUUGGGAUUUGCACAGUGACUGAUGUCAAGGUUAAUGCUAAAGGUUUCAUUUGUGCUUGCACCGCCGUUUUCUCCACUUCUCUCCAGCAGAUCUCGAUAGGUUCACUGCAGAAGAAGUACUCAAUCGGAUCUUUCGAGUUGCUGAGCAAGACAGCUCCAAUCCAAGCUAUUUCACUCCUCAUCUUUGGUCCAUUUGUUGACUAUUUCUUGAGCGGAAGAUUCAUUUCCACUUACAAGAUGACUUAUGGUGCCAUUCUAUGCAUUCUUAUCUCCUGCGCAUUGGCGGUGUUCUGUAACAUAAGCCAGUAUCUCUGCAUCGGAAGAUUCUCUGCUACAUCCUUCCAAGUUCUCGGUCACAUGAAAACAGUCUGCGUGCUAACACUGGGAUGGCUUAUCUUCGACUCGGAGAUGACGUUCAAGAACAUAGCCGGGAUGGUCUUAGCCGUGGUGGGAAUGGUGAUUUACAGUUGGGCGGUCGAGUUAGAGAAACAGAGGAAGCCGAAAGUGACGGCGCACGGUAAGAACAGUAUGACGGAAGAUGAGAUUAGGCUUCUCAAAGAAGGCAUAGAACAUAUGAAUUUGAAAGACAUGGAGCUUGGAGAUAGUAAACCAUGA